AUGUCAAUUUUGGAGUACUCUGAAUCUCUUCAAGCAGUGGGAAAAUCUUCAUGGAAAAACGUCCACAACUGUAAACAGUGCCCCCAUUUUACAACGUCACUGUUGGGUAUGGUGAACCACGUGCGACGACACCGCACCCCCCUGGAAAAAUUUACUUGCUCCAAUGCCGAAAUUGAGUUGUUUUACUGUAAAGACUGUGAUUUUAAAACAGAACUAACAAUUCUGUUCAAACAACACCUUAGUAAACAUGACAAGAAAGACGAUUUGUCAAGUCACGACUUUGUUAUACAAAAGUACGUUUGCGAAAAAUGCGACUUUGAAACAAAUCUGUCGUUGAAGUGGCUUCAGCACACUGCAGCAUGCACUGGGAAAAAAAGUGUUACCGAAGAAAUACAUUGGUACUACUGUACGCAAUGCCCCUACAAAGCUAAAUACAAAAAUUAUUUACGACGUCACACCGAAAAUUGCCAUUUGAGCAAGCGGUACGCUUGUGACAAGUGUCCCUAUAAAAGUAGACGUCGGAAAUGUUUAAGAAUCCACGUAAAUUGUGUCCAUUUAGACGAAAAAGACGCCGAAUGGCACAAGUGCGAAAAGUGUCCUUUCAAAACCAAGUCAAAAACUAGUUUAAAAAGACACUCCGACAGCUUACAUGUUGUUCAGUGGCACCAAUGUGUCCAGUGUCCGUUCACAACCAAGCAUAAAAGAUAUUUAAAAACCCACGUGGCUGUGAAACACGUAGACGAAGAAAAAAUUAGGUGGUUUGAAUGUAAAAAUUGUCCAUACAAAACCAAACGAAUGUCGUAUUUAAAAAGUCACGUUACGUUCCAACAUCUAGACGAAGAAAAAAAUAAGUGGUUUAAAUGCGAAAAUUGUCCAUUCAAAACUACGUACAAAUCGAGUUUAAAAAAUCAUAUGAUUUGUCGACAUUUGGACGAAAAAGAAGUUAAGUGGUACGAAUGCGAAGAGUGUUCUUUUAAAACUAAACUUCAGAAGAGUUUAAAGAUGCACAUAAAUCGUAAUCAUUCGAAAACAUCAGAACUAUAUGAAUGUAAGUUCUGUUCCUAUAAAAGUGAAGCCAAACGGAAUUUAAUAAGGCAUGGGAAAGUCCAUUUGGACGUCAGAUCCUAUAACUGCGAAGAUUGUCCGUACAAGGCGAAAGACAAAACUUGUUUAAAGCGCCAUAUAAACAACCAUCAUUUGGAUGGGACGGAUAUUAAAUGGUACAAAUGCGAACACUGUCCUUACAAGAGUAAAAAUGGGUCCACUUUGUAUCACCACAAAAAGUACAAUUGUAGUUGUAAGAUUUAA
Molecule: messenger RNA, 1308 nt
Organism: Zophobas morio
Lineage: Eukaryota; Metazoa; Arthropoda; Insecta; Coleoptera; Tenebrionidae
Product: zinc finger Y-chromosomal protein 2-like
Exons: 1
Coding region: 1-1308 (435 amino acids)
Biological process (GO): regulation of transcription by RNA polymerase II
Molecular function (GO): RNA polymerase II transcription regulatory region sequence-specific DNA binding; DNA-binding transcription factor activity, RNA polymerase II-specific
Source: RefSeq, a predicted model, not a curated record